GUCGGCCCCGUUGUCGUCACUGGCGGCUGUGGAUUUAUCGGCUCUCAUAUAGUCGAAGGUCUCCUCAAAGCCGACCCUUCAUGCCAGAUUCACGUCAUCGACCUUGACAGCAAGCACAAUCGGAUCCACGGCGCCACGUAUCAUGAUUGUGAUAUCGCCGCUCUUUCGGAUGUUGAGGCUAUCUUUCUCGAGAAGCGCGUCUAUACCCUGACCAAGGUUGAAGCUGAGGCCGAGGUCUUCGCCACCAAUCGCCAGGACGGCAACUCUUCGAUGCUGACCGUGUCCAUCCGCCCUGUAACUGCCUUUGGAGAGCGAGACAACACUUGCAUGGGCAAGACCGUUGCCACGUGCAGGGCUGGCCGGACAAACAUGCAGAUAGGCCCCGGAAAGAAUUACUACGACGUUGUCUACGUCACGAACCUCGCAGAUGCACAUAUCCUAGCUGCUCAGGCCCUCAUCCGCGCAUACAGCAAACCUCCUCCACCCCUCGAGGCACGUGUGGACGGCCAGUCCUUCAUCAUCACCAACGAUGAGCGGAUCUUGUUCUGGGACUUUCAGCGGGCCAUUUCUGCAUCCGUUGGGCCUCCUGUCAAGCAGGACGAUAUCAAGAUCAUCCCUCGUUGGGUCGCCAUGUUGGCAGCAGCCUUUAAUGAGUGGAGCACCUGGAUCUUAUCUUGGGGGACAAAACAGUCGCCCAAUACUAGGGAAGCUGUCCAUUUGUCGACAAUCACCUGCACUCUGAAGUGCAACAAGGCGAAACGUGAACUUGGCUAUAAGCCAAGGGUUAGCAUUCACGAAGGCUUCGAGAAAGCUGGCAAGUGGUUUGUCGGGGAGGCUAAAAGGACAGAGGAAACGAAGAAGACUAUCUGA
Messenger RNA from Cryphonectria parasitica EP155, 870 nucleotides. Its product is annotated as NAD(P)-binding protein. The annotation marks the transcript as partial. Gene Ontology annotation, molecular function: 3-beta-hydroxy-Delta5-steroid dehydrogenase (NAD+) activity. NCBI's taxonomy places the organism in Eukaryota, Fungi, Ascomycota, Sordariomycetes, Diaporthales, Cryphonectriaceae. The record is from RefSeq and is a predicted model, not a curated record. Gene Ontology annotation, biological process: steroid biosynthetic process. The transcript has 2 exons.